Messenger RNA from Homarus americanus (American lobster), 5814 nucleotides. Its product is annotated as centromere protein I-like. Bases 1373 to 3283 code for a protein of 636 amino acids. The record is from RefSeq and is a predicted model, not a curated record. Lineage: Eukaryota; Metazoa; Arthropoda; Malacostraca; Decapoda; Nephropidae. The transcript is spliced from 15 exons. Gene Ontology annotation, cellular component: kinetochore.
UGGCGUCAGUGUCUCCUCUUACUACAAGGUCUGCCACUAAUACAGUUUUAAAACAUUGUUCUCUACCCUGGCACGCCUUAUUCAUUACCUGACCUCUAACUAACUGACGAUUAUCUGGUUUAACAUGAUUGAUGAGUUAAAGGCAGCUAUAAAGUACCUGGUAAAAAAUGUUCAUUGGAUGAUAGUACAAUGCAGCCAAGCGGCCACGGGAUCUGGUUGUGUCAGAGCACAAGAAUGCAUUGCAGACUGUGGAAAAAGCUGCCAUUAAUGGCCUGAGUGCUCAACAAAUUGUGAACCUUGCUACAACUGUUGUCUUUACAAAUGCAUAUGGUAUGACCUAGAUGUACUUUUUAGUUUGAAAAGUGUAAGUACUUUUAAUUGUUUCCUGUUUACUUAAAUGUGUUCAAUACAGGGAGGCCUAAUUGUUCGUUGGGGAUGCAUUCCUGAUGACCACGACUAACAAUGAAAGACAAAGAACUGGGCUGAUUAAUCCAUUGACAUGCAUGUUAUACAUGGAAGAUAUGUUAUGACCAUAUAAUAUUACAGUACAUAUUAUUUUUGUAAUAAAUUAAUUAAUGUACAGUACAGUUAUUACUGUAAUGCAGAGGUGUACAAAAUACAGCCUGCGAGCUAGCUACAGCGCUCACUUACUAUUUCAUUCUAGAUAAGAUAGACUUGUAUAUUUCUAACACAUUUCAUAUCACUUGUUAUUCUAUAUUUGAAAUGUGAUGAUAAUGAUAACAUUUUAUUCCCACACAAAGAAAUUUUACAGUGGAAAUAGGGUAUGGCUAAAUGGUAAAGAUUCAACAUCUAAGGAAAAGUGUGUACAUACAUACACUUAACUACCUGGAAUUCAAAACAUUUCUCUACAGCAUCAAUGCAUUAUAUGGUGACGUGGAAAUGUGCUGAAGUGCUUUUUUAACCCAUGUAACGAGAUCGAGGACUUUAUACGGCAGAAGGGGAAGGACAGCGAAUGGGUUGCUGAUUUGGUAUUUUAACAUAUUUAACUUGACUCCUAAACGAUCUGAAAUAAAAACUGCAGGGGCAUGAAAAACUGAUUUGUGGCAUGUUGGAGGCAAUUAUAGCAUUUGAAUUAAAGCUAACAGUUUUUGUGAUCCAUUUGAACAAACUCUACAUACAUUUUUAUUAUUUAAUUAUUAAUUUAAUUACUUGUACUAUUUCAAACGACGAACAAAGGGGCGAUGAACAAUGAGGAUUUCAUGUACAGUAUAUGCAUGCCAGAACUUACUCUACAAUGACUUCAGACUCACUUCCUUGAUUUCCAUAACCAAAGCAAUUCAAGGAAGAGUUAUUAUGGCAUUUGAAAAGGUUGAUAUAAUUGUGUAUACUGUACAAUAUUUCCCUGUGAUAAAUGCCUAAAUGCCUUGUUUUGAUUAUUCUUAUCCAUAUAUUAAUAGAUGUGACCAGCCGUCGAAAAUUGCUGUACUCCUUGUUGCCAAAGGAUAAUGAUUUUCCAUAUCAUAUAAUCCCAUUGGCUGUCUCGUCAGCGAGUGUAGUGCUUGUGGGCCCGUCGUGGAAGCAUGCUGUCCUCUCCUGGCUUGGGGCGCUCCUGGAGUAUGGCAUCAUCUCCUCCCAUAACCAAUAUCUUCACCUCUGUUAUACAGCAAUAUUUAAUUUAACUUUUCACCUGAACUUGUGUGGCUUGGCCUGCAAGGUGCUACAUUACAUAACGUUACAUGAAGAUGUUACGCAAAAUCGAGCGCUGGUACUUAUGAGACUAAAAAUGAAACCAGGAUUCUAUGUUAAUGUCUCCCAACUAUUAAGACUUUACCACCUCUUCCGUCCAGAUUUGGUAGUUGGUAAGCUGGCACACAGGAGAGUGGUACCAAGCACUCCUCGUAACCUCAAAAUUGCACUGUUGGCAGCUAGAACACGCCUGCAGGAAGCUACAGAAACUACAGAUCAUCUUGUUAAAGAUAUUAUUUGGCCUGAUAAUACAAAAGCAGAGAAGGCAAAUCCGUAUCAACGUAAGAUGCCCUUCCCUCAACCAGAUGCAACCUUGUAUACAACUAAAUUAGAAGAGAAGAAAGAAAAAGUUAUAUUUGUCACACAGUAUCGAAGGUUUUCAGAGCUUGUUCAUGGGAUAGAGGAAUUUCAAUCAUGGCAGUGGCCCAACAACCCAGCGACACACCUUACAAAACCCAUCAUUAUUCCUCUCUUCCGUCCACACCAUCGACAUAUCUUUGUGGGCCUUACCAACUGGCUCGAGUUUGCCCUUCGGACAGAGGUAAUUGAGGGUAUUGGUAACCCAAGUGCAGAGCGAUGUGAGAAACUGCUACAAGCAGCUCUUGAUUUAGUCCAAGAUACUGGUACAGUCAUCCCUAUUAUCAACCACUUCAUGACUGAAUUAAUGGUCACGUGGUCUGAGAAAACACACUUUGAAAAAGUACUGGCACUACUAGGAGCAGUGUCAUUUUCUUCACCAGAAUUCAUCUCUGAGACUCUCCUGAAGUUAGUUGCCAGACUGUUAUAUGAGGCUCCACUGGUCACCUGGUGCAAGGUUAUCAAUGCUGUAACAAAUACUACGUGCUCCUGGGCAAUAGUAGCCCAGCAGGAGACCAUUGUUGGAGAAAAAUACCAUGAGUGGCCUGAUCAAGCUAGGUAUGAAGGUUCAAUUGUUGGCCUUUGGUUCCUAACACACAGGUUGGAGAAAUUUUUCCUGGCUGCAUUACUGAAAUAUGACUGUCAUCCAUUGGUUUUACACCAUAUACUUGACUACUAUGUGAAAGUGAACAUGUAUACCAGGGUUCUGGAGCUGCCAGUAGUAUUUUUCCCUCCUGCCAUCUUUACUCUAGUUAUUUUAACUAAAGGUGACCUGAUGACAACCCACCGUCUGGGGAGAUUGAUGUCGAGCAUGCAGGCUGCUAUGUAUCGAGUGAAGAAUAUGGAGACCGCAGGACCAGAGUCAGCAAUACGAGAGGAAUGUAUAAGCUUGGCAGAAAACAUCAACCAAGCAGUAAUCUUCUACAUGAGUGGUGUCUAUACUUCUAAGGCCUUUACACCAAAAUGGGAAAAGGUGUUGGACCAAUUUUAUCCAUUCCACAACUUCAGAGAUGUGCUGAAAAGCAAUCAUGUCCGAAGUUAUGCAGGAGUUACACAGUCACUCGCAUAUCUUCCAUUUUUUGCCAAGUAUUUGAUUGACAGUGAUGAUGUGUGGAGUUCAAAGGAAAGAGCAGAGGUGCGUGAAAAGGUACUUGGUGAGUUGAAGGAAGCUGGAUUGACAGGAAUUGAAGAGUGUGUGGUGAUGUACACUAAACAAUGAACAUGAUUCAAAGUGAGGGCCUUGUUACCUUUGUGAUAAACUUAGUUUUUUGAUGUACACAUACUUACAUGUUCAUGUAUUUUCUUUGGAAAUUACUGUAUCUUAAGUGUUGAUAGUACCAUUGUCAUCAUAUAUGAUUUUGACCUAGUUAUCAUCAUCAUCAUAUGUAACUACUGUACAUAUUAUCAAUGUUAUUCAGUAAGAGUAUGUAACACGUUAUCAUCAUCAUUCUGGCUAGCUGUAUGUAUGAGCGAAUUUAUCAUUUUCCUGUAUGAUUGUGUUAACAUCAUGACGUAAGGUUGUAUGACUCGCCAUACACCAACAUUAUUGCAUGAAUGCAUACAUUUUUAGUUUGUAUGAAUGUGACUUAAAAUACUAUAAUUCUUGUCGCCAUGAGGGUUUGUUUCAACCCAUAACUAUGGUGUUCCAUAAUAACACAAAAGAAAAUUAUCUCUUAUGUAGUGUCAGAUUAUUUCUAAAGAGUAAAUGGUGGACAUCAGUAUUGAGUAUUCUUCAGCAGAUGUGUUCAGCAUCACAGGUGAAACAUUAAUCUCGGAGUACGUGGAGUACAGGGACCAAAACCAUUAGUGAAGAAACUUAAUGCAUCAACUUGUCAUGCAGGUAAAGAUAUUUCUUAUGAAGAAAAUAAAGUUAUGUUUAGUAUUUGAUGAUAUUGUACCAUAUUGCUUUCUUAAUCUUUGAUAAAUGUAAAUUUUCUGAGACCACAUCUAAUUUAUUUUAUUUUUGUACUUGCAUUAAGACUGUGAUGAAGACAUUUGUUUUAUGUCGACAAAUUGUGUAAGCACAAUUAAUCAUCUACCUUUAAUUCAGUUUUUAUUAAACUUGCUUCAAAUGCUCUAAGUUAUGAGUACUGUACAGUAUAUUACAAGAUCUUUCAUGACAUUCCUCGAAUAAACAUAACAUUAAAAAUAUUAAGCACACUGAGGCAUAAAAACUAUUUUUAGUAGUUAUAUUUACUGUACAUGCAUAAAAAUACUUCAUGCUUUCAAGAGAAGAUAUACUGUACAGUAUUUGCAAACAAAGGCAAAUUAAGUACCUGUAUAUUAACCCUCUCGCGCACCAUGACAUGAAUCGUGUCAUGUUAUCGGGUAGCACUAACAGCAUCGGUGACACGAAUCGUGUCAUAAAACUUUAAAAAAUUCACCCCAAAAAGUUUUCAAGAUAAUUGCGUCAAAUUUUCGUGCGCCAUACUGUAGAUGACUGUAUGAUCUCACGAGGCAAGCUUCCAGAAAGUGCCACUGCAUGGGUGGAGGUAAGCGCGGAUCAAUUGUUUACCAGUCUUUUCCCGUCAACCAAGUUGGUAGGUUACGUCUCUAUUCCUUUAACUCCUUUCAAACCCUUCCCACCACACCCACUGUACACAUUUGGAAUACUGUGAUGUUUUAUAUUAAAAUAUUUUUUCAAUUGCCUGUAAUAUUUUUUUGUUAUAUUCACAGAGAAAAUAUUUGAAACUCAAAUUCAUUCAAACAAUAACGGAACAUGCCUCAUAAGGUUCAUUAUCAUGGAAAAUAUUUGGGAGGCGAGGAAACUGCUUCCUAUCACAAAGGAUUACCUAGCAGUUAUAGUGAAAGUGAUGGGAGCAAGGAAACAAAAUUAGGAAAACAGCAAGCAGCUUGUCCCUACCACUGCCUCCACCAUAUAUAUUGUAGAUCUUAUAUCUGGCCUAUAUAGUAUGUUUAUAUACUGUACAGUAUAAGGUACAGUAUACUUAUAAAUUAAUUUUUAAAUUUAUGUAUGUAAUUGAAUAUCGUAAUUCAUACAGUAGGAUGAUAUACUGUACUGUACAUAGCAAACAAAAAAUGUAGAGGGAGAGAGUGGCUAGGAGCACGACCCUUGGAAAACUGCCCGCUUACCAACUUCAAAAAUUUAUAUGUUAACCAUAAGUGCUACAGGAUAUUUAAGACCAACCUUUUUCUUCCUAACAUUACAAUGCACUAAAAGUUCAUACACUAAACCUCAUAGGUACAACAAAAAUCUAAAAAGAUAUAAAGGUUUUGGUGAUUUUUUAUUAAGUUUUUAGUUUCUCACAAUUUUCUCUGAAAUUAUUAGUCUUACUAAAAUUUGAAAGCCACUAUUGGAAACCUCAUAAAAUUCUGCUUCUAUAAUUAUGAUACAGUUGUUAUGUUUGUAAGAAAAUAUUAAGAGAUAUAGUGUUGGGGGUAAAAGGUCUUUAUUUGGAGUGGAAAAUACACUGUAGUUGUUGUUUUUCUUUGGUCUUAUUUAUUUUGUGGCUUAUGUUAAAUCCAAAACAAUAACAAAGCCAUCUAUGUAUAAAUUAUCCCUCCCUCCCCCCACACAUGCAAAAAAAAAAAACUUGUGGGAUAAAUUGGUUACAGAAUGAAGAUGCCCAAACAGCAUGUGUGGUGGUGACAGGUCCUAUUAUGAUUUUUGUCGUGGUCACAGAGACUUAAACUUACUGCGUCCGUUAGAGGGUUAAAAUUAAUAUGUGUACUGUACAUAUAUAUCAAUGCUGUUAAGUUUAAGUUGAAGUAAAAUGACAACAUAUUCUU